AAAAAAAAAUAAAAAUAAAAAACCUGAAUUGGAUUAGAAAUCUGCAGAGAUUGAAUCUGAAACAAUUUUUAUCAACAUGCCAAGUUUUUUGAAGAUGGAAAUCUUUUCAGAACUAAAAAAAAAAAUCAGAACAAGAACUUUGACAAGCAAAAGUACUUAAUAUAGGGUAAAGCUCUAAAGUUACUUCUUGAAAAUUAAAAUACUUACAAAAAGCAUGCUUUUGAGUGAAUUCCAUAGUGUUGGAAGGGGCUUGCCAUGAACUACCUCACACUCUGCUUCCACUAGUAGAUUCUCAAAUAGGAUUAGUAAAUUGGUCAAAAGAAGAGAUAGGGUUCUGAGUGGUGAAUUGUUCAGAAAUACAUUGGUAAUUAUUUUUAUUAAUUACCCAAAUAGGAUUUUCUAUGCCUUAAUCAGUCAAUUGUUUCAAGAAACAUUGUUAAUUAACUAAAAUUGAAUUAAACAACAGUUGAUUUGGGUUGAUAUAUUUUGAUUUAGCCCACCCCCGUUGAGAAAUCCUGGAUCCUGGAUCCACCCUUGGGGACUGAUCAAUUUCACGAUAACUUGUUGCUCUGCUCCUGAUCGGGUAAUCUGCUAUAACAAUCACUCUGGCAUGUUCAAACACUCUCCUAAAACCUUUUGAUUCUAUUUCAAGAUGGAAACAGUGAAUGCAUUAAUUCCAGAGGUCGGAUUAGAUACAGGAACUGGCGAAGGUAUUUUUGCUGAAGCCGGGGAUUUCAAUAAUCAUGUUGAUGAUAUGUCCGCAAAGGUUGAUCAGCUUGAGCAAAGAUUGAACGAGGUCGAACAGUUCUACUCGACUUCGAGUAAAAAGCAACUAAACACUGCUAGAGGUAGCUCAAUUUUGAAGGACAAGGAUAAGGAGAAAUACAUUGCUAGCCUAAAGAAACGACAAUAUGAUGCCUCAAAAAGAGAAGCAGCUGCAGUGAAGAGAAUGCAAGAGCUAAUUGGUGGAAUCUUACGUCAGAUCACUCAGCACAAGUGGGCAGGCCCUUUUAUGAAACCUGUUGAUGUUGUGGGUCUUGGUUUGCAUGAUUAUUAUCAGGUUAUUGACAAGCCCAUGGACUUUAGUACGAUUAAAAACAAAAUGGAGGCCAAGGAUGGCGCGGGAUAUAAGAAUGUCCGAGAGAUAUGUGCAGAUGUGAGGUUGAUAUUUAAGAAUGCAAUGAAAUAUAAUGAUGAAAGGGAUGAUGUUCACGUGAUGGCCAAAACUUUGUUGGCAAAAUUUGAGGAGAAGUGGCUGCAACUUCUGCCAAGAGUUGAUGAAGAGGAAAAAAGACGAAAAGAGGAGGAAGCGGAGGCACAAUUAGAUAUGCAACUUUUUCAGGAGGCUGCUCAUGCCAAAAUGGCUAGGGAUUUAAGUAAUGAGCUUGAUGAGGUUGAUUUAGCUCUUGAAGAACUUAGAGAAACGGUGCUUCAAAGGUGCAGAAGGAUGUCCAUUGAAGAGAAAAAAAGACUCGGAACAGCUCUCACCCAAUUAUCUCCCGAAGAUCUCAACAAGGCACUGCUGAUUGUUGCUCAGGACAACCCAAGCUUCCAAGCAACAGCCGAAGAAGUGGACCUUGACAUGGAUGCUCAGAGCGAAUCCACGUUAUGGAAAUUGAAGUUUUUUGUGAAGGAUGCACUUCAGGUUCAGGGCAAGGGUUCUGCAAUUACAGGUGGCAACAACAACCACCAUUCUAACGUUAACAACAAACGAAAAAGAGAGAUUUGUGAUGCUCUUGCCAAGUCUUCCCAAAAGAAGGGUAAAAAGCUGUCCUCUUAAUACAGAUGAUUAUACCAUAUUUUUCAAGUUCAGCGAAGCUCUCUCUAUGUAGCUGCAAUUCAUGUGAAUCUUCUCAAAUGCUUGUUUUGCUAUAAUUACUAGUUUUUGCAACUAGGAAUCUGUUUUUGUGCGUGUUCGGCAAAAAAGUAUAACCAAGUGGAACUAUUUGAGAUUUUUGUCUUUUGCUCUGGGGGAUCAUCUGUAGCAAUGCAAUCUUUUGGUCUGUAAAUAUAUAUUUUAUGAAAUUGAUAAACAUUUUUUUUUUCAUUUCA
Cornus florida is the source of this 2052-nucleotide messenger RNA. Its product is annotated as transcription factor GTE1-like. Gene Ontology annotation, molecular function: protein binding. The record is from RefSeq and is a predicted model, not a curated record. NCBI's taxonomy places the organism in Eukaryota, Viridiplantae, Streptophyta, Magnoliopsida, Cornales, Cornaceae. The transcript has 9 exons. The coding region runs from base 653 to 1780 and encodes 375 amino acids.